Messenger RNA from Danio aesculapii, 1990 nucleotides. Its product is annotated as olfactory receptor class A-like protein 4. Bases 465 to 1499 code for a protein of 344 amino acids. The transcript is spliced from 4 exons. The record is from RefSeq and is a predicted model, not a curated record. Lineage: Eukaryota; Metazoa; Chordata; Actinopteri; Cypriniformes; Danionidae. Gene Ontology annotation, cellular component: membrane. Gene Ontology annotation, biological process: G protein-coupled receptor signaling pathway. Gene Ontology annotation, molecular function: G protein-coupled receptor activity.
ACAUAACUCGCAUUACAUGUAACGCAUUACCUCUGUACUGCCUUUUAAAAGACAAGAGUUUUAAUAAAAUUCAAGCCUUUUAAAAACUGUGAGACUCUUUUAAAAGUUAGCAUUAGCAAACAGCAAAGAACCGUUUGUUUGGACCCCUGAUAUUAAUCCCUAUGGGAUGGAGGUGCGCACACUAAUGAAUUAGGCUGCUAACUAGUGAGAGCUUAAUGAGCCUGGCGGGAACAGUGAGUCCCUGGUGUGUCCUAAUGCAUGUGUAUCUCUGGUGGAAUCUCACCGGCCCCUCAUGGUAUCUUCUCCUUCAGCGACAGGACCAGGAUGGAGCAGAUUUGGCGUGUUGGGCUGAUAUAUAUGUGGUAACUGUGGUGAUGAAGGUAUGAGGUCACCGAGACGUCACUGAGAGACGCUUCAUAAAUACUGAAAAAUCUGGAGCGUUUGCAACACUCUAUUGAUAAGGAAUGGCUACUACGGCUAAACCCCUGACCGUCUCUCAGCGCGCACUUUCAUCUCCACUCUAUAUCGCCUUUUACAUGUUUCUGGUGCUGCUGGGGAACGUGGGGAACAGUUUGGUCAUCGGGGUGGUCGGCGAGGGCCUUCUGCGGGAGCCGGGAGUCGCCCGCAGCUCCGAUAUUAUCCUGGUCAACAUGGCUUUAUCCAACCUGAUGGUGUCGUUGACAAGAAACUCUCUUCUGGUGAUUUCCGACAUGGGAGUGCAGGUUUUCCUCAAUAGAAACUGGUGCCGCUUCAUGAUGGGCCUGUGGGUUUGGGUCCGCUCUGCAAAUGUGUGGUCGACGUUUUUUCUGAGCGCAUUUCACUUCCAGACACUGCGUCGGGUCGCUCCGCCUGUCUCAAAUGUGCACGGUCACCCCGGACCCCCUCGAUCUCUCAUAUUUGGCUUGUGCCUCAUCUGGAGCCUCAACAUGAUCUACUCCAUCCCUGCCUUCAUCUUCUCCAAGAACGGAGACACGAACUCCACAGAGUCACUGAUGUUGGUGAGCAGCACCACUCGGCCACUGCUGGGCUGCAUCUGGGACUUUCCUUCAGCCUACAGCGGCCUGGCCUUCGCCACCUCCUCCAUGAUCCUACACGAGUCCAUCCCCAUCUGCCUGAUGAGUAUCACCAACAUGGGCUCACUGUUGGCUCUGUACGCUCACGGUCAGGCCCGGAGAGCUGCCAAGAAGAGUCCAGACGCUCCGGUGGUCUCCCGCAUCCCUGCAGAACGACGGGCGGCAAAGGUGAUUCUGGCGCUCAACAUCCUCUUCAUUCUGUCAUGGGGCACCAGCAUCAUCUCCGUCAACUAUUUCAACUAUAACCGCGGAUCGUCCACAGAAUGGCUGCUCAUUGUCGCUCGUAUCGGCAACAUCACCUUCAUCGCACUUUCACCGAUCGUCCUGGCGGUGGGACACCGGAGACUGCGAGCGUUUCUAGCGUCAAUCCUGACACGUUUAAUAGCUCUCUGUCACCACCUAUGGACAUGCAAGCUUCACAAAUGAAAUAUAUAUCUAGAAUUAUUCACACCCCUGGCAAAUUCUGACUUACAGUUUCUGUUCAAAUGUAAAUAAACGCUGAGAGAAUAAAUGUCCACAAUGAUGCCCCAAUGAUGCACUAUCUUUAGAGAGAAGCCUGUGUCAUUUACGGUCUAAAUUCAGAAUUUACCAGGGGUAUGAGUAAUACUGGGCUUGACUGUAUAAUAUAUAACCAUUUAUUUAUUUAUUUAUAAUAAAAUAUAAUAUAAUAAACUAUUUACAGGAUUAUGAGAUAUAUGCAAUGUGUCACAUAUUUAUUUUUAAUAAAGUUGCGUUGAUUAUCCAAGUAUGAAGGCAGUUGUGUGGCAUUUAUUGCUGACUUUUAAUUGAUGUACCAAAUAGGAUGCAUUAAAUGUAAGUUUAUUUAUUUAGGGUGUAUUAAACGUACAUUAUAGACAUGUAAUCGAGUAGACAUAUAAACAUCAGAGAGAGAGAGAGUAGAUCAUCCAUAAUCAAGA